AUGGAUAUAUGUACGUUAAUAUGUAUUCAUAUUGUAUUUUUCAAUGUUAUCAAUUGUAAUCCAUGUCAAAUGAGAGGAACAAUAGCUAAUUGCAGAGACAGAGGCCUUACGAAAGUACCAGAUGAUCUGCCUAUUGCCUUUUCUGCAAAUAAACAAUUAUCUGAGCUUAUUAUGGCAUAUAAUUUAUUUGCUGAAAUUCCAAUAUCUCUGAUGUCAUUAUCAAAAUUAAAACAUCUUCACAUGGAAUAUAACAUGCUUCAAACUAUUAAUCAAACAAUGAGAACCUGGUUAGAAAAUCAAAGAAUACGAAACAACGGGAAUUUUGUUCUCGGACUUACGGGAAAUGUUUUCAAGUGUGAUUGUGACACCUCCGAUUUUAUCCGGUGGAUGUUUGAGACUAAUGUUGAGUUUGAUAACAAAAAGAAAAAGUACAAAUGUAGAUUGAAAAACGGAACGAUAUCAACUACAGUUCGUGUUCACAACGAAUUUCAUCAGCUUUUCAGUAACUGCGGAAGUCAGUAUUGGCUUCUGGUAGGAAUUGUUUUACUUUCCGUAUUUACUGUGUUGACCAUUCCAGUUGCCAUUAUUAUAAAUUUUAGAUGGAGAAUAGUUUACUGGAUUUAUCGAGAAUUCAAGACAGUCGUCCAAAAAAGAUUGAAACAAGAUUUUUGCUACGAAGUUUACAUAUCAUACGCACGAGAUAGUGGUACCUGGGUGAAGGAUUCACUGGUUCCCAAAAUAGAAAAUUGUUGGAAAAUGACUGUCUGUGUAGAAGAUCGUGACAUUCUUGCUGGUGGAAGUUUCGCCGAAGCAAUUGCAAUAUCUAUCGAAAAAAGUCGAAACGUCAUUUUUGUUAUUUCUGAUGGUUUUAAAGAAAGAACGUGGACAAGUUAUGAAAUCGAAAGAGCAAAAUACGAAAAGUAUACGGGACAUCUUCACCAUAUAAUUAUCAUAACAAAAAAGGUUUCAGUGGAUAAAAUUCCCACCGAAUUUGGACGGUUUUGGAAAGAUGUAAUGUUCAUUGAAUGGCCAGAAGAGGAUUCUGAUUUUGGAUGGGAUAAAUUAAAAAUAGCUCUGUUUCAACAGGACAAAUGAUGAACAUACACUAGUUGUAUAAUGUUUGCCUACUGCAUGCGAAUAAU
Mytilus californianus (California mussel) is the source of this 1142-nucleotide messenger RNA. RefSeq names its product toll-like receptor 10. Gene Ontology annotation, biological process: toll-like receptor signaling pathway; immune response. Lineage: Eukaryota; Metazoa; Mollusca; Bivalvia; Mytilida; Mytilidae. Gene Ontology annotation, molecular function: transmembrane signaling receptor activity. Gene Ontology annotation, cellular component: membrane. The transcript has 2 exons. Bases 1 to 1095 code for a protein of 364 amino acids. The record is from RefSeq and is a predicted model, not a curated record.